AUGGUUAUUUAUACAGUUCAAUGAUAACAACACGCACCUCCACCACAACGGAAAUAUCGAAUGCGCCGAGGAUCCGAUCGCACCAUGCGGGUCAGCUGGUAUUUGCUUACGUUUUUUGUGAUAAGCUGGGGGAAAAAAAAUUUCUUUCAUUGUGUCCGGGUCUUUCGAUUGUCGUUGGUCCGUUAACGUCAACCGUGGCCGCUACCGUCGACGUAGUGUCCACGUAGGACGUGUCUAAAGUCUCGGCAGCUCUCCAUGCAAAUCGGCUCCCGGACAUUUUCCGUUACCGCCGCACAAAUGUUCCUCGCUUCGUUUGCUGCCUGACUUGCCCCGAGAACAUUUCCUGCUCCUGCUCUCGCUAACAACAGACGUGGCUGUUCGUUAACUACUUGAAACAGCCUCUGAGCCGCACACGUCUGCGAUCCACCGUUUGUUGCGGUUGAGGAAAACGAUAUGAAGAUGAGCGACUCCAUGCAAAAGUUGAACGAUACAAUUGAACAUUACAAGAGACAAAUCAGCAGGGCUACCGAAUCCAACGACAAUGAUAAGAUUAUGAGGUAUAUUUUAAAACUUUCUCGACUUCAUAUCACUGUUCAAAACUUACAAAAGACUGGAAUUGGCCGUGUAGUUAAUAGUUUAAGAAAAUAUGAUGGCGAUAUUGGAGAAUCAGCAAAAUCAUUGGUUAUUCAAUGGAAAAAUGUUGUAAAAAUUGAAGAGUCUGAAAAUUUUUAUCAAAGAGAUGAAAAUUCUGAUGAAGAAAAUCAGGAACUAUCAUCUACAAAUGAUAAUGAAGAAUUACAAAUUAACCAAAGUAUUACAUCGAGUGUUGCAUCUACUAGUUAUUAUGGUAAUGCACCAGAAAUAAGUGACGGAAAUAAUGGUAAUUCGGAUGAUCAUGUAUCAUCUCAUCACCGACAUCAUGAUAAAUCAAAGUACAAAAAAAGUAAAAAAGAUAAAGAAUCUAAAAAAAGAAAAGAAUCUAUUUCUAAUACGACAGAUGAUCAAGAGGAAGGACACACUUCUAAAAAAUUAAAAAAAGAUCAUAAAUAUGAAAGUGUCAAAAAUAAAAAAGAAUCGGAGAAAAAUGAAAUUACAACAACUUCUCGUCGAGAUAAUACGAACCAUUCUGAAGAAAAUAUAAAAAAAGAUAAAAAAAGUUCACAUUCAGAUAAAAAGAGAGAUAAGCAUAGAACUUCACAUAAAUCUGAAUCCAAAUCUCACAAACACAAAAAAGAUUAUAAAUCAAGUCACAAAGAUAAAAGCAAUUUAAAAAAAAGAUCCAAAGAUAAAACUUCUGAUAAACCCAAAGAAGAAUAUAAGCCUUCAACUAGUUCUACACAAAGUACUAAUAACAAAACAUUUGAAGAAGCAUUACUAGGUAUAGAAAUAGGUAAAAAGAAACAAACGAAAUCCAAGUUUAGAGACAGAUUAAGUCAAUCAAGUUCUCCUGAACAGGAAUUGAAUCAUGUUCCUGAUAGCCCUGAAUUGGCACCAUUAAAUUUAGAUCCUGAAGAAUUAAUUGCCAACUAUAAACCAUUACCUCAAUUAGAUGUAAAGAAAAAGAAAACAAUAGAAGAUAUUGAUCCGUUAGCUAAAAUAAUGAAAACAAAAAAUAUGAGGACAAAAGUAUAUUCUGGAAAUAAGAGCACAAUUUAUACAGAAGUUCCUACACUACAUGAUCUUUGUGUCAAAUCAAUUAAAAACAAUUUGGAUUCUUUGUCAUAUACUGGUGGAGUUCCAUUUGAAAUACUUGAGCCAAUAUUAAAAUACGCUUCUCCUGAUCAGUUAUAUAAUUUAGAACAUUACAAUGACUAUUUAAUUGAAGAUACUGGAAAAUUAUGGGAAUAUCAUUGCCAAAAAGAAUUUCGUGGAAAAGUUCCAGAAAAAAAUGAAAUGUGGAGAGAUUUUUACAUACGAUGUCUAGAAGAACGUGAAACAAAAUUGGCUAAAUUACGAAAGAAAGUAAAUGCAAAUCAGGCUGCUUCCAUUCCUGUUAGAAAAACAAUAUUAGCGUAUGUUAAUACUGCAGCUAAACCACCUCGAGUAGUCGCUAAAAAACAGGCAAAGUUCCAAACGGCUUCAGAUACUAAGCGUGAUAUCUUAAACAAAUCAAUGAUGGGAGAAAAUUCUAGUGCAGAAGCCCUAACCUCUAUUAAUAGAUCUACUACUAUGGCUACUGGUGUACCCAUUGCUUUAACUUCUUCUCAUAGAUCAUCUGCUCCAAUUAAAAAGAAAAAAGCUCCUUUGAUGCAAAAAGCUAUACAACUUGUUAAAUCUACACGCAGACGUUAAAUUAUGUCUUAUAUAUAUAUAUAUAUAUAUAUAU
This is a messenger RNA of Sipha flava (yellow sugarcane aphid), 2326 nucleotides long. Its product is annotated as transcription elongation factor B polypeptide 3-like. Bases 454 to 2292 code for a protein of 612 amino acids. The record is from RefSeq and is a predicted model, not a curated record. NCBI's taxonomy places the organism in Eukaryota, Metazoa, Arthropoda, Insecta, Hemiptera, Aphididae. Gene Ontology annotation, cellular component: nucleus; elongin complex. Gene Ontology annotation, biological process: transcription elongation by RNA polymerase II. The transcript has 9 exons.